AUGGUUCUUCCGCAGCACGCAAACAUGGAUCAGAAGCAGAUGCAGAAGCUGCUCCUCAUGGGGCCUGGCGGAGCCGGCAAGACGUGCAUGCGCAGCAUCAUCUUUGAUAACUACCUCCCUCGCGACGCGCUGCGACUCGGCAUCACCAUCUCGCUCGAUCAGAGCCAGGUGCACAUAUUGCGCAACCUCUUCUUGAACCUGUGGGACUGCGGCGGCCAGCACCGCUACGUCACGGAGUACUUGAAUCGCCAGAAGGAGUACAUCUUUCGCUACGUCGGCGUCAUGCUCUUUGUGUUUGAUAUCAACAGCAUGUGCCGCGACAGCCACGGCGGGAUCGGCGGCCCUGGUGGCGUUGGUGGCGAGGGCAGCAGCGCUACGACGGAUUGGAAGCUGCCGGAGAUGCUGGAGUACUUCCGCGAGGCAAUGCGUUUUAUUCGCCAAUACAGCCCCAAGGCAAAGGUGUUCGUGCUUCUGCACAAGAUCGACCUCAUCCACAAGGACAUCCGCGAGGAGAUCUUCCAGGCACGCAAGCAAGAGAUCUUGAACUGCAUCGACUCUGGCGACGGCAUGGAUAUCGAGUUCUUUGGCACCAGCAUCUGGUCAGACUCGCUUUACCUAGCCUACAGCUCGGUAGUACGUUCGUUAGUGCCGCACCGCGACGUGCUGGUGGAGACGAUGCGCGGCAUCGCAAUAGCGUGCGACGCCGCCGAGGUGGCGUUGUACGAGCGGAGCACCUUUCUAUGCCUGACACACAUCAACCGCAAGACCGCUGCCGAUGGCUCCAAGGCACUGUUUCUUCAGGGCGACGGGGAGCUGCGCACGACAGAGGUGAGCGAGACGGUGAAGCACUUCAAGCUGAGCUGCAUGAACAACACGACCAGCCUUGGCGGACUGAGCAUCGCCACGGAGACGUUCACGGCGCUCUUGUGUCCGUUUACGGAGUGCACGCACGUGCUGGUCGUGUCGGUAGACCCGAAGGUGAACGUGGAGCUCCAUCGUCUCAACGUGAAUGCCGCACGACGGCGUUUUGAGCAGUUCCUGGACUCUGACGAGCCCACCGCGUGUGCGAUGCGCGAGGUUCUGUAA
Molecule: messenger RNA, 1086 nt
Organism: Leishmania mexicana MHOM/GT/2001/U1103
Lineage: Eukaryota; Euglenozoa; Kinetoplastea; Trypanosomatida; Trypanosomatidae
Product: putative ras-family member, GTP-binding protein
Exons: 1
Coding region: 1-1086 (361 amino acids)
Biological process (GO): cellular response to amino acid stimulus; cellular response to starvation; positive regulation of TOR signaling
Cellular component (GO): nucleus; Gtr1-Gtr2 GTPase complex; lysosome
Molecular function (GO): GTP binding; GTPase activity
Source: RefSeq, a predicted model, not a curated record